Molecule: messenger RNA, 615 nt
Organism: Mangifera indica (mango)
Lineage: Eukaryota; Viridiplantae; Streptophyta; Magnoliopsida; Sapindales; Anacardiaceae
Product: pleiotropic drug resistance protein 3-like
Exons: 2
Coding region: 34-492 (152 amino acids)
Cellular component (GO): membrane
Molecular function (GO): ABC-type transporter activity
Source: RefSeq, a predicted model, not a curated record
GAAGCAUUUGUGUUUACGGUAAUCACCUAUCCGAUGAUGGGAUUUUAUAGCUCGGCGUAUAAGAUUUUCUGGUAUUUGUAUGCCAUGUUCAUGACAAUGCUGUACUACAACUAUUUGGGCAUGCUCCUUGUGGCAUUAACACCAAAUGAACUGGUUGCUUCAAUUCUAUCCUCAGUUUUCUACACAUUAUACAAUCUGUUUUCUGGAUUCAUCAUGCCUCAACCUCAAAUUCCAAACUGGUGGGUUUGGUUGUAUUAUUUAAUCCCUACUUCCUGGACACUAAACGGUAUGAUCACUUCACAAUAUGGAGAUAUCGACAAAGAAAUUACGGUGUUUGGAGAACCAAUAAGUGUAUCUUCUUUCAUCAAAGAUUAUUUCGGUUUUCACCAUGAUCGCUUAUAUGUGACCGGUAUUGUUCUUCUUGUAUUUCCUCUAAUUUAUGCUUCUCUUUUUGCAUAUUUGAUUGGAAAGUUGAACUUUCUCAGAAGGUGAAACAUUUGUAGAGGAUGAAAAUGUUGCACAUUGUCUAAUAUGCCAUCUUUUUAUUUAUAAAAUUUUGUACAUUGUGAACAAUAUUAUUGUAAAUUGUUAUAUUGUAGCUUUCAUACCUUCAUC